AGAGAUUCAUAGAGAGUCAAAGAAAUUCACAGAAAAAGUUUAUGUUUGGCCCUUAUCUUCCACAACUCCUGACAUUGCUUCCGAUAAAAAAUGUGGUACUAAGACUUUUAUUGAAUACGACAUUGAUGACACUUUGGAAAUCAAGACAGAAAUCAUACAAGAUCAAAUGUCUGCUACAAAUCAGAAGCAUCAUAAAACAAACCCAAGCACAUUACAAUCGAGGCUUAAUUGCGACAAAUGUUCUCGUAGUUAUGCUACGCUGAGUGGUUUAAGUAAUCAUAAAUGUUCAGAGCUCGCAGUACUCAAACCGGAAUUCAUUUGCGAUUAUUGCAUAUAUAAAACUAAUGUAAAAGGUAACUUUUUAAGACACGUUACUUCACGUCACAUACAGAUGCCGCAAACCAGGAACUAUUGCGACAAAUAUUUUCGAAGUUACACGCUCAGUGAUUUAAAGACUUAUCCAAGUUUUGAACAGACAAUAUUUCAAACGCAAUUUAUUUGUAAUUUUUGUGAAUAUACAUCGAAUACGAAAAGUUCUUUGGCAAAACACAUUACAUCACACCACACACCAAUGUCGAAAACAAGGCAGAAAAUGCAUUCUUGCAACAAAUGUUCUCGAAGUUACACUUCCUUGGGAGGUUUAACUCGACACAGACGUUUAAGUCACGCAAAAGUCAAACCACAAUUUAUAUGCGAUUUUUGCGGAUAUAAAUCGAAUCAGAAAGGAAACUUGUCAAAACACAUUACUGCACUUCACUUACAAACAUCCAAACAGAGGCAUUAUUGCACCGAUUGUCCGCGAAGUUACACUUGGUUAAGUGCUUUAACCCGGCAUAUACGUUUAGAACAUGCAUCAGUUACACCACAUUUCUCUUGCGAUUUUUGCGAAUAUGAAACAAAUUUGAAAAGUAGUUUGUCAAAACACAUUGGUAUACGCCACAUGAAUUAAUAAUAACGUAAACUAAUCAUUAAAGUUAAAAAAAUAUCUAGUAAUUUUUGGAAAAACUCUUGUUUCUAUAAGAAUUAAUAUUAAUCUUUACGAAGAUUCCGAAAAAUAAAAUGUAUUCUUCCUCGAUAUUGAAUUGAAAUAUAUUUAACUACAGAAUUUGUUAUAUAUCGAAAAUAUAUAUUAAAUGUUACAA
Belonocnema kinseyi is the source of this 1142-nucleotide messenger RNA. RefSeq names its product zinc finger protein 778-like. The record is from RefSeq and is a predicted model, not a curated record. NCBI's taxonomy places the organism in Eukaryota, Metazoa, Arthropoda, Insecta, Hymenoptera, Cynipidae. Gene Ontology annotation, biological process: regulation of DNA-templated transcription. Bases 167 to 949 code for a protein of 260 amino acids. Gene Ontology annotation, molecular function: DNA-binding transcription factor activity, RNA polymerase II-specific; RNA polymerase II cis-regulatory region sequence-specific DNA binding. The transcript is spliced from 2 exons.